Molecule: messenger RNA, 3270 nt
Organism: Kalmanozyma brasiliensis GHG001
Lineage: Eukaryota; Fungi; Basidiomycota; Ustilaginomycetes; Ustilaginales
Product: Aminoacyl-tRNA synthetase, class Ia
Exons: 1
Coding region: 1-3270 (1089 amino acids)
Biological process (GO): isoleucyl-tRNA aminoacylation
Cellular component (GO): cytosol
Molecular function (GO): tRNA binding; aminoacyl-tRNA deacylase activity; isoleucine-tRNA ligase activity
Source: RefSeq, a predicted model, not a curated record
AUGUUGUCGUCGUCCGCACGGGCAGCAGCUUGGCGAGGCCUGCCAUUUAUACGGCACUGUCUGUUCUGCCACGCUAGGGGAUCUGCAUCUGCUUGGAAAGCAUCUACUCGACCAUUAGCACAAUCCUUGGGCGCAGCAAUAUCUCUGCAAAGGCCGCAGCCAGUGUCUCGUCAGCUCCAAACAUCGGCAUCCACCCUCAAGAAGAAGUCGGGCAAGGAAAAGUCAUCAGCAGAUAAAGGCUCGAAAGAGUUCUCUCACACCCUCCAGCUGCCCAACACACCGUUCGGUAUUCGCGCAAAUGCCGCGCAAAGAGACAGACUCUUCUAUGAUCGCACCUGUGGGGAGCUUUACGAAUGGCAGCGGUCCAGGCCAGAGACGGCCGGCGACUUUGUCUUUCACGAUGGUCCACCCUACGCCAACGGCAACUUGCAUUGCGGUCAUGCGCUCAACAAGAUUCUCAAGGACAUCAUGAAUCGGUAUCAGGUGCUACGCGGCAAACGAGUGCACUAUAUGCCCGGCUGGGACUGCCACGGUCUGCCCAUCGAGGCGAAGGCGUUAGCCAACGUGACUGCGGAGGAAAGAAGCAAAAUGAAGCCGCACGAGAUUCGCGAGCGAGCUCACGCGGAGGCAGUCAAAGCGAUAGAGACGCAGAAGGACGAAUUCAGUCAGUUUGGUAUCAUGGCCGACUGGAGUGAUGCUGCGACUUAUCGGACGCUCGACCCAGGCUACGAAGCUCGCCAGCUGCGCGUCUUUGGCGAAAUGGUGCGCAAAGGGCUCAUUUAUCGACAAUAUCGCCCGGUCUACUGGUCGCCGUCGAAUCGCACAGCACUCGCCGAAUCUGAGCUCGAGUACCGCGAGGAUCAUCUCAGCAAAGCAGUCUACGUUGCUUUCCAGCUCCGUGCCGGAUCCACCCUGUUGCAAAAGCUCGGUCAGCAAGCAUCGAUAGCGGACGAUCUUCGUGCCAUCAUAUGGACCACCACGCCUUGGUCUCUGCCGUCCAACAUGGCCAUCAAUGUCAACCCAGAACUCGAAUAUAGCAUUGUACGAAGAGCAGGGACGGACGGACCCUGCUACGUCGUCGGAAGUGACCGCCUCGAGGCGCUGUCUUCGCUUCCAGCCAUCUCCUCUGUGAAAGGAGGCGAUACAGACACGUUGACCUUUGGUCCACUCGAAGAGCUGGUCCGCGUUCGCGGAAUGGACCUAGCCGACUCGACCUACCGCUCACCGCUCGCAUCCCCUCACAGCUCUGCUAGGCCCAUAUUGAUGGCAGACUACGUCACGGCAGUCUCCGGCACAGGACUGGUCCAUUCGGCACCGGCGCAUGGUGCCGAGGACUACCAGAUCUGGAAACAGCAGGGCCAUCUGCAGCGCGACGGCAUCUUUUCUCCCGUCAAUGACCAAGGAUGCUACUCUUCCGACAUCCUCGAACUCAAUCAGGCAGCUGUGCAAAGAAGCUCGGAUAACAAAUCUGCCCUCGGUGAACGACUCGUCGGCAAAGAAGUCCUCAACGAGGGCGCUCGAGAGGUAAUCACCAUAUUGCAGGAACGAGGUGCUCUGAUAUCGGCACAAACAAUACGACACAAGUACCCCUACGAUUGGCGAUCAAAGCAGCCUGUCAUUGUCCGCGCUACAGCACAGUGGUUCGCCAACCUCGACGACAUCAAGCAGCAGGCAAUCGAGGCACUCCGCGAGGUCACAUUCGUACCAGAAAACUCGCGCGCGCGUCUCGAGUCUUUCAUCCUAGGGCGGUCCGAAUGGUGCAUUUCCCGGCAGCGCGUCUGGGGCGUUCCCAUUCCGGUGCUGUACGAUACAGUGACCGACGAGCCGUUGAUGACAGUCGACAAUAUCGAGCACAUCGCAUCCAUUCUGGAGAAGAAAGGCACCGAUUAUUGGUGGAAGGCUGACGCCGAGGUCUUUGUUGCGCCUCAGUACCGCGAUGCGAAGCGCACUUGGCGCAAGGGCGAGGACACGGUGGACGUGUGGUUCGACAGCGGCACCUCGUGGGCGACGCUCAAAGAUCGGCUGGCGGCCGAGGACAACGGUCACGGUCUUCUCAGCCACGGCAGCAUAGCCGAUGUCUACCUCGAGGGCUCGGAUCAGCAUCGAGGCUGGUUCCAGUCUUCGCUCAUUACUGCCGUAGCGACCACACCGGAGGGCAAGAAACCAGUCGCACCAUACAAGACGGUGGUGACGCACGGAUACGUACUCGACAACGAAAGCCGCAAGAUGAGCAAGAGUCUCGGCAACGUCGUGUCGCCCUUGAGCAUCAUCCUAGGUGGCAAAGGGGCCGAACCCGCGUACGGAAUCGACGUGCUGCGAUUGUGGGUCGCUAGGAGCGACUACACCACUGAUCCGCCCAUCGGCAACGACAUCGUUCACAAGACGGCAGAGACGCUGCGCAAGCUUCGCAACACCGCCCGCUUCAUGCUUGCCAACCUGCCUGCGAGCGAAGCCAUCGCCGAACUCGACAAGACGCACAUGCGACUGCUGGAUCGCUUCGUGAUGCACGAGUUGUAUGAGCUGGAGCGGGCCUGCGCUGCGGCUUAUGAGGCGUACGACUAUGCUCAGGUGGUUCGUCGGCUGGCCGAGUUUGCCAACGCAACACUCUCGAAUCUGUACCUCGACGUCGGCAAAGACAGUCUCUACCUGGACGGUGUAGAGACCGAACGACGUACGACCAUGGUAGCUGUAAUCGACCAGAUCUUGCGCACCAUGAUGGCGAUCAUGGCGCCAAUCACUCCGUUCCUCAGCGAAGAGAUCUUCCACUUCCGCAACGGUGCCAGCAGCGAUCCUGCGGAAGGGACUCAAGGCGCGUCAUCCGUAUUCUCGGCAGGCUGGCCCACGGUCGACGAAGGCUGGAACGACCAGCAGGCAUCUACCGACGCCAGACACUUGAUGCAGCUGCGAGACGUCGCUCUAUUACUGAUAGAAGAGGCAAGGCAAGCCUCGCAUGUGAAGACGUCGUUCGAAGUCGAGCUUGAUCUCAUGAUCAAGCAAGACCAGUCGCAGCUGUCGUCGUUACUGCACGCGUCCGCCUCGGAGCUGACGGAGCUGUUCAACGUGGCGAAGGUGAAUGUGGUCAAGGAGGGCGAGCAGGUUUGCGCAGGUUCGAAUAUUCUGGGGACGAGAGAUCACGAAGACGUGAUCACUCUCCGCCUCCGUCAUAGCUCUGGCCACAAGUGUCCGCGCUGCCGCACUUUGCGCAAGCAGGCAGAAACCGACAAGCUCUGCGCGAGGUGCCAGACCGUCCUUGAUAGUCUAGUCACGUAG